Messenger RNA from Hypomesus transpacificus, 2612 nucleotides. RefSeq names its product premelanosome protein a (gene pmela). Gene Ontology annotation, biological process: melanosome organization. NCBI's taxonomy places the organism in Eukaryota, Metazoa, Chordata, Actinopteri, Osmeriformes, Osmeridae. Gene Ontology annotation, cellular component: melanosome. Bases 67 to 2574 code for a protein of 835 amino acids. The transcript is spliced from 12 exons. The record is from RefSeq and is a predicted model, not a curated record.
UUGGGUUUUGAGUAUUGGGGGUAUAGAACUAGGCUCAGAAAGAGGACUCACACCCAAACACGCACAAUGAGGACCUUAGUGAUGGUGCUGGUAUUAGCUCUCUCCUCAGCAGAUGCAGCAAAGCCUAAAACACGUUUUACACGCUACCGCUCAUGGAAUUCACGUCUCUAUCCAGUGUGGAAAGAUGGAGACUCCAGAUACAGGGAUUGUUGGGCAGGCGGAGAAGUUACUUUUGAUGUAAAAAAUGAUGCCCCUACCCUGACCGGAGCCAAGGCAACCUUCAACAUUGAUCUUCGAUUCCCACAAAACCAGACAGUGCUUCCUGAUGGACAAGUAGUGUGGGCAAGAAACUGCUCCAUCAAUGGAACUCAGUACAAUGAGGGUCAGGCUGUGUACCCAGACCAAGAGCAGGAGUGGAACGGAGUGUUCCCCGAUGGAACCCCUUUCACCCGGGUCUCUGACAGGAAACCCCACUAUGUGUUUGUGUGGAAGACAUGGGGACGUUACUGGCAGGUUGCAGAUGGACCCUCCUCCUCCAUCUCCAUUGGCACUGAUAACAUCCCUCUGGGAUCUUACAAUAUGGAGGUUGUCAUCUACCACUGCCGUGGCAAGGACAAGUUCAUUCCUCUUGGCUAUGCCUCCACAACGUUCUCUAUCACAGAUCAAAUCCCUUUCACUGUGAGUCUCAAUCAAGUGAAUGACAUCAAUCAGGCUGAUCAGAGUUUCAUUCAGAACAGAGCCAUCGCCUUUAGUAUCAAUCUACAUGACCCCAGCCAGUAUCUCAUCACUUCUGACAUCACCUUCAACUGGGACUUUGGAGACAACAGUGGAACUCUGAUCUCAAGAGAGCGCAGCGUCACACAUACAUACCUCACAGCUGGUACCUUUAGGCCUCAGGUUGUCCUGAUGGCCAGCAUCCCCAACGGCUGUGCAGAUCCUACAGCUGCCGUGAUAUCCAUGGAAUCCUCGGCAGUUCCAGCAGUAAUAGUGAUGAACUCCACCCCAGCCCCUGCUCCCCCAGCCCCUGCAUCAACCCAGGAGACAGGUGACAUUGCUCUGGAUGUGCCUGCCUCUGAGACUGCCCCUGCCGUUGACCUCUCACUGGCAGCCUCGGUGCAGCCUGCUGGAGACACUGACACAGCUGCAGUUGUAGACACAGAUGCAGCUUCAGAGGGAGUGGAGGUGGCCUCAGUGGCCUCAGUAGCCUCAGUGGCCUCAGUGGCCCCGGCUGUAGAUGAUGCUACUGUUGCUGUCCCUGUCCCUGCAGCUGAAGAUGCAGCCAUCGUUCCUGCUACCGUAGACCCUGCUGCUGCCCCUGUUGCAGAAGUGGGCGUUGCUGCAGAGGACAUUGUGGCAGCCGCUGCCGCUGUGGCAACUGUUGUGCCAGCAGUGGAGGGAGCUACCGCUGUACCUGUUGCUGCUGUGGCUGAGGAGACAGCUGGGGCGGUGGUAGACACAGAGGAAGUUGCUGCUGACGAGACUGCCGUAGUCGUGGCAGCAACGGCUGCUGCAGAAGUGCCUGUCAUUGACGUUGCUGUGUCAGUGGCCCCCGUGGCAGAGGAAGUGGAAGCCACAGUUGACCUGGCAGCCACAGUCUUUCCAGAGGUCCCUGCUGUGGUUCCAGUUGCUCCUGAGGAAGCUGCAGGAGGUGAAGCCGAGGUGGAGGCUACUGCUGCUGCAGAGGUCACCCCAGAAGAGACCAUGGACGCUGCUGACAAUGUCAUAGUUCCUGCCGCCACAGAGGAUGCAGCUGUAGAAGAGGCAGUAGUUGCUGUCCCUGCAGCUGAUGCCGAGGCUGAAAUUGUAGAGACAGUGAAUGAGGCUGCAGCAACUACAGUGUCAGCAGCAUUGAAUGAGAUAACUGCUCCAGCUGAUGGUGAAGCUGCAGCAGAGGUAGAGGCAGGCACAGAGGCAGCCCAAGUGGCUCUUGUUUUGGCUAAAAGACAGGCUCCAGAACUUGAGGCUAACGCAGGCUGUAUGGUCUACCGUUAUGGCUCCUUCUCCACGGCAUUGGAUGUUAUUGAGGGUAUUGAGAGUGCAGAGAUCAUCCAGGUGGCUAAUGUGGUGUCCCUGACUACUGAGGUUGAGCAGAAUGCAGUGGACCUCACCAUAACUUGCCAAGGAAGCCUGCCAAAUGAGGUGUGCACAGUGAUCUCGGAAGCCGACUGUGCCACACCUGUGCAGACUGUUUGCAGUGCUGUGACACCCUCUCCAGAAUGCCAGAUGAUUCUUCGUCAGUUCUUUAACAACUCUGGAGUGUUCUGCAUUAAUGUGUCCUUGACCAAUGAUGUCAGUCUGGCUAUGGCCAGUGCCAAAGUCAGUGUCACAGUAGGCUCCAACUCCUCCACAGCAGGUACUGUGGCUGCCGUCUUGGGUGUGAUGGUUCUUGUCAGUGCUAUUGGAACCAUUGCUUUGACAUACAAGCGGUUCAAGCAGUAUCGUCCUCUGACAGAAAACUCAGGCAACGGUGGAGGUAGCUCUACAAUUACAUCAGUGCCAUUGCUGCUGUGGAAUUUGCUGAGUCGACAAUCACCUGGAGAGAGCCGUCCAUUGCUUCAGGGAAGGGUGGUGUGACCGCCAACAUAUCCACCACCUCACAACAUACCUUUUAA